GCCGCAACUGGUGACUGCGGUGACUUCGUGGUGGUGUCCGUGCACCGCCCGCCGCCGCUGUGAAGGCGCAAGGAAGCGAUGCAGUCAAAGUGCAACGAAAUGCAUACCGUGAGGUGAUCCUGAACGGAACCCGAUUUUGCUGCUGCUGCUGUGUGAGAGCGGUGGUGUGUGAGUGCAGUGCGUCGGUGCCUUUUUUAACGCCAGCAAGGAGCGAAGAGCCAAGUGAUAAAGAAUACGCAAAAUUGGGAACCGUCCCGUGAGUGUGCUUGUGUGUGUGCGUGUGUGUCUUGUGCAAGGCUACAAGGCCGACACAGUGCAAGGAAAAAGGAGUCAAGCAGGAUCAGGCCUGGAGCACCGGGCUGCGAUCGUCUUUCGCUCGGCUCACCCAAACCGGUCCAAAGUCCGGCGGCCCAUUUGGCGGUGGCCAACAUCGAUCAGCAUCAGCGGAGGGUUAUUUGGUGCUCUGCGAACGUUGCGUAACCUCAACAAAAAAAGUCGAAAAUCCAUCAAUGUAAUCAAAAUGGAGCUUCCCGCGAUCGUUGGCACCAUCGUAUGCGUUUUGACAAUAGCAACUUUCACACAUGGCGCGCAGAUUCCAUCCAUGAAGCGCUCGGCGAUGAUCUUCAGCAAGGAACCGACCGUGCGGAUACAAUGCCUGUCCGGCUCGAUGCUGAUCACGCUCAAGGAUGUACCGACCAACCUGAACGGCCAGUUCAGCGGGAUGGUGUAUCCGAAGGGGCUGCCGAAGAACUCGAGCUGUCUCACCGAGUACCACCAGCAGGAGGGACCGCUGCGCUACAAGCUGCCACUGAAGAGCUGCGAUACGAUGCCGGUCGAGAUGGAUGACGGUGGCAUCGAGUUCUUCAACACGAUCGUGCUGCAGCCCCACCUGAAGCUGGUCACUGAUCUUGGCCGAGGCUACCACGUGCGCUGCCGGUACAAGAGCCGACGGGCGGCCUUGAAGAAUGUGUCGGUGCUCCACAAGUCGGCCGGCGUUGCGUCGGAGGCGUCCGCCGACAGCCGGCCACAGGCACUGACCAGCGCCGAAGGAGGCGGCACCGGCGGUGGCGGUGAUCGGCGGGAGCACGGCCGCUCGAUGGACAGCAAGGACCCGGAGCCGGUGGCGCCGAUCGGCGGCGGCGACGGCGACGGCGACGAGCAGGCGGACGAAAAACCGAUGCCGGGCUGCCAUAUGAAGAUCUUCACCGCUGGCGAGAAGCUGGCCGAGAACGUCAAGAUUGGCGAUCCGCUCACGCUCGUCAUCAACAUCGACCGGCAGGAGGAGUACGGACUGCACGUCACCGACUGCCUGGUGCGGGAUGGACUCGGCUGGGGCGAGCAGAAGCUGAUCAACGAGCAGGGCUGCCCGUUGGACAGCGAAAUCUUGGGCCCGUUCGAGUACACGUCGGACCGGAGCAAGGCCACGGUCACCUUCCCGGCCCACAAGUUCCCGUACACGUCAUCGGUUUACUACCAGUGCAACGUGAAGUUGUGCGAGCUGCAGGACGCCAACUGUCACAAGACACCGACCUGCUCGGGCGCCAAACGCACGAAACGGCAAACGGACGAGGAAGGACAACCGGCUACGAUUGAGGUCUUCUCCGGACUGCACGUGAACGAGAACGCUGAGGUGCUCGGUGAUGACGCGGAUUCGGUGUUUAAGGAACGGACACCGGACGACGCCAUCUGUGUGUCCCAGCGGAGCUUCGCCGUUGCCAUAGCCAUUGCCGGCCUGUGCCUGAUGCUGGCCGUAGUCCUCGCGGUGAUGUGUAUCGUCGCUCGCCGCAGCAGCAAGUCCGUGUCCAACUCGGGCAGCUCCAUCUACAGUGGCCCCUACACGAACACUGCCUUCUCGCAUAGUAGUUAAUGUCCCCGCUCCGCUACGCGGGUGGAGUAGUGCUACGUUCAACGAAACGAACAACCCUCCGGCCGACCAGCGAACCGUCCGUCCGCAGAUACUGUGAUGCCUUUUUUGGGUACGACGAACGACGAACCUUCCGACCACGAACGCAACUAGUACUACAAACCUCUCCAAGUCCAAGGACGGCCAAGGCCACACCGUCGGAGUAUCACGCCACGCGUAUAGUUAGAAUUAGAACCACAUAGUUCAGGUAUUACCGAAGCAAUCUUGAUCAGUAUACUCCUCCGGCAGAUUGCUUUGCUAAUAUCGCAGAGGUGCCCUGACCGGGGCCUCUGGAAAGCGUAACUAACUCCUCGUUUAACUAGCAUUUAGCACUAGCAACCCCUCAACUAUCUCAUUUGUUACUCUAGCACGGUCUAUCGAUCGCGGUCGGUCUCCUCCUCGGACCGAUCCGACGAACACACGCUCACUUUCCCGAUCUAAGUCAGGUGGCGGGUACUUAAUGCUGAUAGCCUUUCGAACGUAGUUUCCUUCCUAUCUCAGUCUACGCAGUAAGAUGUAGAUGUACGCGACGGAUCCAUCGCUACCGUCCCCGACGCCUAGUGACACGCUGGACGCCGCAGAGAACCGCAUUAUGAUUGAGACAUUUCGAGCCUCCCUACCGUUUUCGCGAUCUAUUAUUUUUUGUGCUCUCCCCCAAAAGAAAACUGCCCACUUUGAGAUGUACUGUAAAAAGUAUCCUUAAUUUUAAUCUCUUUCAUAUUUAUUAAACAACGUACCACUUCCCGAACCUGUUGGAAAUGUUCUUUCGUACUGCGGUUCAGUGGCUGCCGUCGGGGAUGGGCGAUAAUAGAGUAAAAGACGGGGCGGCAAGGGAUCGGCACACACACUACACCCUAGCUGUAGGCCGGGCCGUCUGGUGGUUUAACAGAAUUUUAAUCGUUUAGCAAUCGAACAGAACAGAGAUGAAUGUUUGUGCGAAAAAUCAUCACCCACUGUGUAACGAACAAACGUACUGAAUGAACUAGUGAGCACAGAAGUUAGAGACUAGUGUUAAAAUAAAUGUGAAUAU
Molecule: messenger RNA, 2933 nt
Organism: Anopheles cruzii
Lineage: Eukaryota; Metazoa; Arthropoda; Insecta; Diptera; Culicidae
Gene: pio
Exons: 8
Coding region: 521-1867 (448 amino acids)
Source: RefSeq, a predicted model, not a curated record